This is a messenger RNA of Pogonomyrmex barbatus (red harvester ant), 1826 nucleotides long. RefSeq lists its product as uncharacterized. Lineage: Eukaryota; Metazoa; Arthropoda; Insecta; Hymenoptera; Formicidae. The record is from RefSeq and is a predicted model, not a curated record.
CUUCAGACGAGGUUGGAGAUAUCUGACUCCCCCCACCAUUGACUUAUCCUAUCGGAAAGAAGUUACAUUUGCCAGCACUGCGACAUCCCUGUCUAUGCUUGAAACCUGCGCUCAAGGGUGACGGCCAUGUCGACGUGGACCCUGCAGUGCUCCCACAUACCCUCGGUUGGCGGCUACUCGUACGAAGAAACGAUUGUCUCAAGGAAUUGACAGAAUCAAGUAAAUCGAAGCAAGUAAUCGUCACGCCGAAUCACUCUUGCACGCAGCAUUUGGGCUAUGAAUGAAGACCCAACCCUUUCACCUCGAGGUUUUAGCAGUAUUGCUUUUAUCUGUGAUUCCAUGGCCGGGUCCCAGCAUCUUUAAAAUAUCAUGUCCCCGCGAUCGAGCAUCCGUAGUGAGGAGGAUAGUUCACAAGAGAUGGAUGCCAAUACUGAAGAAGUAUCAGGUAGAAUUGCCUUUGGAAUGCCCAUUUCACGAAAGUCGAGAUAUUUUUCGGCCACAACAAAAGGCGAAGCAUCAGCACAGGCCAUCACAAUGGACUUGUGGAUUGUGCGGCAAGUCUUUCUAUGCCGAGAAACAUUUGGAUGCCCAUUUCGAUAACAGACACAAAAGCAAUGUGAAUACGGCAGAAGACGCGGUAUGCCUAGCGGAUUAUUGCGAUAUCAUGCGCUGCGACGUGCUAGGCAACCGCGACUUCGAAAACUCGGUGGACGAUGACGGAGGUCAUCUGAAUACCGAUAUCCAAGUAUGGCGCGAAACUACCGAGCAACAGCAACAACGGCGCAGCAUUUCCGUCGUGCCGUGCGGGUCGCGUGGCCUCGCCAGGAUGUAUCCUGCGGAUAAAUCCUGCGCCAUCGCCGGCGGUGGUGCGAUGACGAAUCUGCAGCGUUAUUGCCGUCGCGACGAUCAUGACAGCGGCGAAAUGCACAAUCAUAGAUUAGCGAGACCAUCCUAUCACAACGAGAUUGCCGAGACGGAUAACAAGAGCAACGCUUGUGACGAGGAGGAUGAAGAUGAGGAUGACGAAGAGGAGCCGGAAGACGAAGAGAAUCUCGUGGAAGCGGCGUUGCCCGCUGUCGACAAGAAACAGAGACGACGAGGGUUGCAUUUGAGGAAAUUGAAGUCCAACUGCAAACCAGAGGAAUUGCAGAAGCUGAAGACCCAAUGUGAAAUACUCGUGCGCGAUUGCAUCGCCGGACUGCUUGCCAAUCUUUCCGUACGAGAUUUCCAAGAGAUCGAAGGUGAGCUAAACCGAGCGAUUUGCUGGUAUCUCAGCUGUGAUAGAUAUUGGGAGGAUACGAAAAGACCGCAACGUCACACACCAUGGUACCUGCUGAUUGUCUUCAUGCUGCUCCUGUUCUCGUCGAUCUACGCGUGUUAUUACAUAAUCUGGGUCUGGUUCAAUACCGCGGAUGAAGAUAGGUUAGACGGCACCGGAAGUGUGGAUUACAACGGAAGCACAGAUCGUUCGAGUACUUCUCCGUUGCAUGAUCCUAGUAUUCAUAAUGAGGGUAGAUUGGAGAGACGGAAGGGCGACCAUGGGGAUGAGAAUCGCCCCUUGUCGAGCGAGGACAUGCCCGAUCAUUACAUCUACGUUUCGUAUCCGCCUGAGCUAAAGCGGCGACUUCUGGAGAGCUGCUAUAACAGGACCACUCGUCUGUAAAUCGACGAAUCGAAUUAGGAGAGAAUACAUGCGCGAAAAUUAAAAUCUUACCCCGAGCUCUGCACAAAGAAAGGCACUCGAGGCUGAAACUCCUCACUCUCAUUUUUCUCGUUAUCCUCGUGUUUUGUAUACCAAAUGUGAAUAAACUGCAUCGUGGACACAA